UCCAAAAGAAAACAAAAGAAAAAAUAAAAAUUAAAAAAAAAAGGAAAAAAGAAAAAAGAAAAAAAAAACCCUAACCAGCUCGAAAUCAAGAACCCUAAUAUCAUCUUUUCGUCUCGUUUUUCAUUCUUUUUUGAAUUUUUUUAAUUUUCCAAUCGAUGGGGCUUUGGGAAGCUUUCCUCAAUUGGCUGCGAAGCCUCUUUUUCAAGCAAGAAAUGGAGCUAUCAUUGAUAGGACUUCAGAAUGCAGGGAAAACAUCACUGGUUAACGUCAUUGCAACCGGUGGAUAUAGUGAAGAUAUGAUUCCUACGGUGGGAUUCAACAUGCGGAAGGUAACUAAAGGAAAUGUUACAAUAAAGUUGUGGGAUCUUGGAGGCCAGCCGAGGUUUCGCAGUAUGUGGGAGCGAUAUUGCCGAGCAGUCUCUGCAAUUGUGUAUGUCGUUGAUGCAGCAGAUCGUGAUAACUUGCCCAUCUCAAAAAGUGAGCUACAUGACCUGUUGAGCAAGCCCUCUUUGCAUGGGAUCCCUUUGCUGGUACUUGGAAACAAAACCGACAAGCCUGAAGCUCUUUCCAAACAAGGUUUAACUGAUCAAAUGGGACUGAAGUCAAUCACCGACAGAGAAGUGUGUUGCUUCAUGAUCUCGUGCAAGAACUCAACCAACAUCGACCAUGUGAUUGAUUGGCUGGUGAAGCAUUCCAAGUCGAAGAACUAAAAAGAUAAAAAAGACAAUCCCUUCUCUAGUACUGCGAAUCUCGUGUGCAUUCUGUGGAUUUUGGGAGUGGCUGCAUUGCAUUAGUGUUGGUGGUGGUGGUGGUGGUGUUGUGAGAUGUGAUCUUGGCUAACCCAGCUUCUGAUCGAUCUGAUCUGACCGUUGUCUCUUCCCUCUUCUUGUUUGCUUCUUGUACUAUGUAAUCUUAUUAUUUUUCCCUUUUGAUUGGGAGUAUCUUUGGAGGAAUCAGUGUUAUUUUUAGCUCUCUGAUUGGGGGAUCGGAGAGAGGAUGGGGGUUGUUUGAUGGUACUGAUGUGUGUGUAUAGCAUUAUCAUGUCUAUUUGCAUUUGGAGUGUUUGGCAUUA
Messenger RNA from Magnolia sinica, 1072 nucleotides. RefSeq names its product ADP-ribosylation factor-like protein 8a. Gene Ontology annotation, molecular function: GTPase activity; GTP binding. Gene Ontology annotation, biological process: protein transport. The transcript is spliced from 6 exons. The record is from RefSeq and is a predicted model, not a curated record. Bases 156 to 710 code for a protein of 184 amino acids. NCBI's taxonomy places the organism in Eukaryota, Viridiplantae, Streptophyta, Magnoliopsida, Magnoliales, Magnoliaceae.